Molecule: messenger RNA, 1041 nt
Organism: Naegleria gruberi
Lineage: Eukaryota; Heterolobosea; Eutetramitea; Acrasida; Naegleriidae
Exons: 2
Coding region: 1-1041 (346 amino acids)
Biological process (GO): nucleotide-excision repair; regulation of DNA-templated transcription
Cellular component (GO): transcription factor TFIIH holo complex; transcription factor TFIIH core complex
Source: RefSeq, a predicted model, not a curated record
AUGGACACAGGCUUUCAAUCGGUAAAUAUUACUGAUGAGUUGGAGUUGCUGGUGAUUCUUCUAGAUAUUAAUCCGUAUACGUGGGGAAAAAGAAAAUUGGACAAUGAACAACAACAAUCAUCAUCAGCAAAAAGUUUAAUUUCCUUCUCACAAUUUAUAAAUCAACUUCUUGUAUUCAUUAACACUUUCCUAACUAUUCAGAGAAAUAAGAAAAUAGCAGUUAUUGCUAGUUCGGAAAACAACAAAUCACAUUUUCUAUUUCCGAAUAGAUUUAGAUCAAAGAAGGAUGGUAAACAUAACCAUAAUCAAAUUCAAGUUAAGAGUACUGAUAGUACAAGUAUGUUAAACAUGAUGGGUGUAAAAUCAGGAGAUGAUAUCGAAGAUUUCUUCUUGAAUGAUAUUGGUUUUGAGAGUGUACAAAAUGCAGUCUUAUCCGGAUUAAAUAGUGAAGAAGUUACUCCGAGUGAAGACACUGAAUAUAUGGAAGAUGAUGGCAAUCACACCACUUCAACAGCACAGGGUUUCUCCCUCAGUGGUGCCUUGUCUAUGGCUUUGUGUUUUAUUAACAGAUUGGAAAAGGAAAAACCUUUGGGAAUGUCACUCAAUUCUAGAAUUUUAACAUUCCAAGUUUCUCCUGAUAUUUCAUCACAAUAUAUUUCUGUCAUGAAUGCCAUUUUCUCAGCAGAGAAAAUGAGUAUCAUGUUAGAUGCUUGUGUUUUAUCAAAUGAUGAUUCCACAUUUUUACAACAAGCUUGCUUCUUAACUGGAGGAAAUUAUUUGAAACCUCAACGACAAGAAGGUUUAAUUCAAUAUUUAUUAACUAUUUUCAUGUUGGAAAAGAGUCUUCGUUCUUAUAUUCAAUUACCUGUACAAAAUACUGUAGAUUUCAGAGCAAGUUGUUUCGAAACUAGAAAGCCAAUUGAUGAUGGUUAUGUUUGUCCUGUUUGUUUAUCAAUUUUCAGUUCUCACAAGCCAGUCUGUUCUACCUGUGCCUCUAAGUUACAAAGACCGACCAAUAGAUCUGUACUUUCGUACAAGUAA